AUGCAGGCUUUAUGGUACCUAGUAGUCGUGACUGCAUCGUAGAGCAGGCUCCUAUCAAAGUUUCGUCGACAUCGUGGAUCGUUUCCGAUCGCAAAACCCUAAACGCGCCGUAGUGAUUUCAGCGUAGUGACUACACGGCGUUUUUCUCACGUACCUUUCCUGUGGCAGUGCAGAAACGUGUUGGAGUGGUCGAAUCGACGAACGCCUUUUCCGAGAGCUUCCUACUAGUGCUCCUACGCUGAAGGGUUCAGCCCAACAUGUCUCUUUACGACGGCCUGGGCUUGGACUCAAAGGACAAAGGUCCGAGAGAUCAGAAAGCUGAUCUGGCGGGAUGGUCGUCUGGUAUAAAGCUCUUGCAGUCGCAGCUGCAGCUGAAAAAGGCUGCCAUGACACAACCCAGGGCAAACGUGGUCCGCAAGGGAAGCGCGAUCAUGGCUCCAGUAAUGGACCUCAAAUCUCGAAGGGACGACCCAGAUGACAUGCCACCUCCUCCAGCAAUCUUUGCCCAGGCCAGAGAUGGACCCAACACAGCCUCUUUGCUUGGUGGAGACUGGGACGUUCGAUUGGAAUAUGACCCCUUGUGGCCCAACGACUACGAGAAGUUGACCAAAGAACGCCGAGAGCAGAAAGAGAAGGAAGAUCGCAAGCACGACGAUAGGAAGCGGCGAGACAAGAGUGACCGUGACCGUGAUCGUGACCGUGAAAAGGACCGUCCGCCGGUUGAUGACGCCUCUCCCCCUCGACCUUCUAGAGCCGGUUUAACGGGGGCAGCAAUUGCACCACCGCCUUCACUUGUCCAAGACACAGGUGGCCGAGACGACCCUGGCAGCCCAAGACCGGGCAUUGGGUCUGGAUCGGUGGCUCAGCGCAUCAUGGCUCGCUAUGGCUACAAGGCGGGCCAGGGUCUGGGCAAGCAGGAGCAGGGCAUGAGCCAGGCAUUGCAGGUGGAGAAGACGAGCAAGCGGGGUGGUAAAAUCAUCCACGAGAAGGACAUUGCAAAAGAGCCCCUGCCCCCACCAGCGCCUCCUAUGCCUCCUCCAAUGAUGGGUCCUCCUCCUUCCGCCACUAGUCAGCAGCAGCAGCAGAAUGAAUCCAUCACCGACAUGAUGCGCAAUCCAUCCAAGGUGGUCCUCUUGAGGAAUAUGGUGGGACCCGGUGAGGUUGAUGAUGAUCUGGAGCCAGAGACGAAAGAGGAGUGCUCCAAGUAUGGAGAAGUGGUCCGGUGCCUCAUCUACGAAAUGCCAGGUGUUGCAGAUGAAGAUGCCGUGCGCAUCUUCAUCGAGUUCAAAAGCAUGGCAUCCGCCAUCAAAGCUGUCGUGGACACUAAUGGCCGUUACUUCGGUGGUCGUAUCGUCAAGGCAUCCUUUUAUGACCAUGACAAGUUCAAGCGUUUUGAGUUAGCCGACUGAAUCUUCACCUACGCAAUUGUGCU
Molecule: messenger RNA, 1432 nt
Organism: Rhipicephalus sanguineus (brown dog tick)
Lineage: Eukaryota; Metazoa; Arthropoda; Arachnida; Ixodida; Ixodidae
Gene: Spf45
Product: splicing factor 45
Exons: 10
Coding region: 258-1409 (383 amino acids)
Biological process (GO): mRNA cis splicing, via spliceosome; alternative mRNA splicing, via spliceosome
Cellular component (GO): precatalytic spliceosome
Molecular function (GO): RNA binding
Source: RefSeq, a predicted model, not a curated record